GGCGGAGACCGGUUCCUCCGAGCUUGGUGGCGGGAAAGGCUGCGGCCGCGAGCUUGAGGGCCGCUGGCUGCCUGGGGAUCCUGAGGACGGCUGGGAGCGUAUGAGUGAGUGUGUGAAUCAGAGGGCUCUAAGCGGACUGCGUUCCUGAGAAGCUGCAUCCCUGAGAAGCACUUGGGAGGCUUUGUCAUGUCUGUCUCCCCUGUAUCCAACUGCCUUACCUCUUUUGGCUGGUCCACUGAUGUAUGGCCUUGUUCAUGAUGAAUUGUGAACUUCUAGCCACAUGUAGUGCCCUUGGGUACUUGGAAGGAGACACUUACCACAAGGAACCAGAUUGUUUAGAGAGUGUCAAGGAUUUGAUCCGCUACUUGAGACAUGAGGAUGAGACGCGAGAUGUACGACAGCAGCUGGGGGCAGCCCAGAUCCUGCAGAGUGACCUUCUACCCAUCCUUACCCAGCACAGCCAGGACAAGCCUCUCUUUGAUGCUGUUAUCAGGCUGAUGGUGAACUUGACACAGCCAGCCUUGCUCUGUUUUGGCAGUGUGCCCAAGGAGCCUAGCUUCCGGCACCAUUUUCUGCAGGUGCUUGCUUACUUGCAGGCCUACAAAGAGGCUUUUGCCAGUGAAAAGGCUUUUGGAGUCCUCAGUGAAACCUUGUAUGAGCUGCUGCAGCUGGGCUGGGAGGAACGGCAGGAGGAAGACAACUUGCUGAUUGAGCGGAUCCUGCUGCUGGUCAGAAAUAUUCUCCACGUCCCAGCCAACCUUGAUCAGGAGAAGAGGAUCGAUGAUGACGCCAGUGUCCAUGACCAGCUUCUCUGGGCGAUUCACCUCAGUGGCCUGGACGACCUGCUCCUCUUUCUGGCCAGCUCGUCCGCUGAGCAGCAGUGGAGCCUACAUGUGCUAGAGAUCAUCUCCCUUAUGUUUCGUGACCAGAACCCUGAGCAGCUGGCAGGAGUAGGACAGGGGCGCGUAGCUCAGGAGCGGAGCACAGAUGUGGCAGAACUGGAGGUGUUGCGCCAACGAGAGAUGGCAGAAAAGAAGACUCGAGCCCUUCAGCGCGGCAACAGGCAUUCUCGAUUUGGGGGCUCCUACAUUGUCCAGGGGUUGAAAUCCAUUGGAGAGAGGGACCUCAUCUUUCACAAAGGUCUCCACAAUCUCCGAAACUACAGUUCAGAUUUGGGAAAGCAGCCCCGAAGAGUGCCUAAACGUCGCCAGGCUGCCCAGGAGCUGUCCAUUCAGCGACGCUCUGCCCUCAAUGUGAGACUCUUCCUCAGAGACUUCUGCUCUGAGUUCCUGGAGAACUGUUAUAACCGGCUCCUGGGCUCGGUGAAGGAUAACCUGCUUCGGGAGAAAGCUCAGCAGCAUGAUGAGACCUACUACAUGUGGGCGUUGGCUUUCUUCAUGGCCUUCAACCGAGCUGCCUCCUUCAGGCCAGACCUGGUCUCUGAGACCCUAAGUGUUCGUACCUUCCACUUCAUUGAACAGAACCUCACCAACUACUAUGAGAUGAUGCUGACUGAUCGCAAGGAAGCUGCCUCCUGGGCACGCCGGAUGCACCUGGCUCUGAAGGCCUAUCAGGAGCUGCUGGCCACAGUCAAUGAAAUGGACAUGUCCCCAGAUGAGGCUGUGAGGGAGAGCAGCCGCAUCAUCAAGAACAACAUUUUCUAUGUGAUGGAGUAUCGAGAACUAUUCCUGGCACUAUUUCGAAAGUUUGAUGAAAGAGUCCAGCCCCGCUCUUUCCUUCGUGACUUGGUGGAAACCACCCACCUCUUCCUCAAGAUGUUGGAGCGGUUCUGUCGGAGCCGUGGGAACCUGGUGGUGCAGAACAAACGAAAGAAGAGAAAGAAGAAAAAGAAGGCCCUAGGUCAGCCCAUUGCUUCUGGUACUACUCCUUAUAGCCCAGAGGAACUGGAGGCUGUGUGGCCAUUGCUGGCCGAGCAGCUACAGUGCUGUAUCCAGGAUCCUGGGCUCAGUUUAGACUCCAUGGUUCCCUUUGAUGCGGCCUCAGAGGUGCCAGUGGAAGAGCAGCGGGCAGAAGCCAUGGUGCGGAUCCAAGACUGUCUGCUGGCUGGCCAGGCCUCACAGGCCCUGACCCUCCUUAGGUCUGCCCGGGAGGUAUGGCCAGAAGGAGAUGUGUUUGGCUCUCAAGACAUUUCCCCAGAGGAAGAGACCCAGCUGCUGAAACAAAUCCUCAGUGCUCCACUUCCCCGGCAGCAAGGGACAGAGGAGCAAGGGGCAGAGGAGGAAGAGGAAGAGGAGGAGGAAGAAUUGCAAGUGGUCCAGGUGUCAGAGAAAGAAUUUAAUUUUCUGGACUACCUGAAACGCUUUGCCAGCUCAACUGUCGUCCGAGCCUACGUGCUGCUGCUGCGGAGCUACCAGCAGAACAGUGUCCAUACUAACCACUGCAUUGUCAAGAUGCUGCACCGGCUGGCCCAUGACCUCAAAAUGGAAGCCCUGCUUUUCCAGCUCUCACUCUUCUGCCUCUUCAAUCGUCUGCUUAGUGACCCUGCCGCUGGGGCCUAUAAAGAGCUAGUGACUUUUGCCAAAUACAUCGUGGGCAAGUUCUUUGCGUUGGCUGCAGUCAACCAAAAAGCCUUUGUGGAGCUGCUGUUCUGGAAGAACACAGCUGUGGUUCGAGAGAUGACUGAGGGCUAUGGCUCCAUGGAUGGCGGGUCUUCUAGUCGCAAACCCCCUAUGUGGAGCCCAGAGGAGGAGGCCCAGCUUCAGGAACUGUACCUUGCCCAUAAGGAUGUAGAAGGUCAGGAUGUGGUGGACACCAUCUUGGCACACCUGAAGACUGCUCCUCGAACACGCAAGCAGGUUAUCCACCAUCUGGUGCGGCUGGGACUGGCUAACAGUGUCAAGGACUUCCAAAGGAAAGGAACUCAUAUUGUACUGUGGACAGAAGAUCAGGAGCAGGAGCUGCAGCGGCUUUUUGAGGAGUUCCAGGACUCAGAUGAUAUCCUGGGUCAUAUCAUGAAGAAUAUCACAGCCAAACGCUCACGGGCCAGAAUAGUGGAUAAACUGCUGGCUCUGGGACUGGUGGCUGAGCGGCGCGAGCUAUACAAGAAACGCCGGAAGAAGUUGGCAUCCUCGAGCUUGCCUAAUGAAGAAGAGUCCCUGAAAGAUUUUUGCCAGGAAGAUCUGGAAGAAGACGAGAACCCAUCAGAGGAAGAGAGUGAAGAGGACGAAGAGAAAGAGGAGGGCUCAGAAGCAGAACAAGCCCCCCAGGGUAGCUCAGUCCUUUCAACUGAAAAGCUUGGACAAAGCCUGCAUCAGGAAGGCUUUUCUGCUCCGAUCCUAUGGCUCCAGAACUGCCUGAUUCGAGCAGCAGAUGAUCGGGAAGAGGAUGGCUGCUCCCAGCCAAUUCCAUUGGUGCCGCUAACAGAAGAGAAUGAGGAAGCAAUGGAAAGUAAAGAGUUUCAGCAGUUGUUGCACAAGCUAGGGGUUCGGCCUCCUGCCUCAGAGGAAACCUUCUGGCGAAUUCCAGCCAAGCUGAGCCCCACCCAGCUCCGGAGGAUAGCAGCUUCUUUGAGUCAACCAGAGGAAGAGGAGGAGCACCAGCCAGGGCCAGACCCUAAAGUCCCUGGAGAGCAAGGCCCCGAGGAGGAGCACCGAAAGGACCACCGAGCGCAAGCCCUGAGGGCCCUCUCAUUAGCCCAAAGAAAGAAAGCAGGCCUGGUGUCCCCAGAAGAGGAAGGGACCGCUGGUGGGAACGAGCAGCUGAAAGUGGCACCCAGGAAGCGACAAUUGCUGGACAGCGAUGAGGAGCAGGAGGAAGAUGAGGGCAGGAGCAAAGCGCCCAAACUGGGAGCCCCAGGAAUCCAAAAGAAGAAACGGUUUCAGAUUGAGGAUGACGAUGAGGACGACUGAAGAGCCAGAAGCAUAGGGAUAGAGAAUGACCCGUUUUUAGGUGGUGAGCUUAAAUCAGAGCUGGGAGAGUCAUACAGGCCCCAGAAACUUCUCUUACUGGACAGAAGCAGUAGAGUCUUAGGCUUCUCCAUGGAUAUAGGGUCCAGGAAGUUCAGGCAACAGUGUUGGACUCCUCUGCAGUCACUUGUUGCUUCUCCCAUUUUCUCAGUAUGCCUCAGCAGCUCUCAGGAGACUUACUCCACUUCUAGGAACCAUUUAUUUGGGUUAUUAGUGCCCCUUAGCAAAUGAGAGGAGUGAGUGAAAUACAAAAGGCACCUUGGACCCGACCCCUCUUAUUGGUCUGUUCCUUUUGGCUUUCUGCUGGAGGUGGGUCACAGCACCAGUUGGGAACUUUGUAACGGGACACCAUUUUUAAAAGGCGCACCAGAUGCUCCCAUCCUCAUUUUCUUUCCUGUGUUCACCUCCUAGACACCAGAUUGAGCUCAAUUCCUACAUUUGAGGUGGAGUUGGGAUGCAGUGCUCUACAGAUGAUAUGUGUUUGGUAUUGGAUUAAACAUAUAAAAUUAAAAGUUGCCAAUUUGA
This is a messenger RNA of Hipposideros armiger (great roundleaf bat), 4451 nucleotides long. RefSeq names its product timeless circadian regulator (gene TIMELESS). Lineage: Eukaryota; Metazoa; Chordata; Mammalia; Chiroptera; Hipposideridae. The coding region runs from base 243 to 3869 and encodes 1208 amino acids. The record is from RefSeq and is a predicted model, not a curated record. The transcript has 29 exons. Gene Ontology annotation, biological process: DNA repair; DNA replication checkpoint signaling; replication fork arrest. Gene Ontology annotation, molecular function: DNA binding. Gene Ontology annotation, cellular component: replication fork protection complex.